Messenger RNA from Cryptomeria japonica (Japanese cedar), 1202 nucleotides. RefSeq names its product vacuolar iron transporter homolog 1. Bases 133 to 918 code for a protein of 261 amino acids. Gene Ontology annotation, molecular function: iron ion transmembrane transporter activity; manganese ion transmembrane transporter activity. The transcript has a single exon. Lineage: Eukaryota; Viridiplantae; Streptophyta; Pinopsida; Cupressales; Cupressaceae. Gene Ontology annotation, biological process: intracellular manganese ion homeostasis. Gene Ontology annotation, cellular component: membrane. The record is from RefSeq and is a predicted model, not a curated record.
ACAUUUACCAGAGCGUGGAGAACACGCGCUCUUCAACACUCUUCAAACAUUUUGUAUUCUGUGCUGCAAUUAAGAACUUUUUGCAUCAAUUUUCACAGUCCCUGCAGAUCAGGAUUGAGGCAAAGUGCUGUAAUGGACGAGAAAGCACCAAGCUUCAGGGCCUCUGAGAUAGAGGCAAAAGAGUUGAAGAAAAUAAUGAAUGAAUUAGGAGAAGCAAUUGUGCAUUCAAUGCGUGAAAAUUCCAACGUUGUGAUAACAAUCCCUGCUGAGAUCGAAAGCAAGGAAGAAAUCGAUUUUCAGCUCAGAGGACAGUGGCUGCGCGCCGCCGUUCUCGGUGCAAAUGACGGCCUUGUCACCACCGCUUCGCUCAUGAUGGGUGUCGCCGCCGUCAAAAAGGACUCAAAAACGAUGGCCAUGUCUGGACUGGCGGCGCUGGUUGCCGGUGCCUGUAGCAUGGCCAUCGGCGAGUACGUUUCCGUACAGACUCAGCGGGAUGCGGAAGAGACCAACCUGAAGAGAGAGAAGCGAGCCAGAGCGGCUCUCGGAGGAUUCGAACUCGCGACCGACACGCCCUCUUCGUCCAAUAGCACUCCUCCGGUUUCUCCAGUUGUGUUGACGAAGAAAGAUAAAAAGGGGCUUCCGAACCCUAUUCUGGCGACUUUUGCAUUGGCCUUGGCAUUUGCUGUUGGAGCCGCUUUUCCUUUGGUCUCUGCGGCUUUUAUCUCUGACUACGUUAUGAGGGUUUCUAUUCUCUCGGCUGUUUCGACCAUUGUUCUUAUUGUGUUUGGUGCAAUCGGAGCUUAUUUUGGGCGGUCUUCUAUACUGAAAGGGUGUUUCAGAGUUCUGGUUGGAGGAUGGCUUGCCAUGUUGGUGACCUACGGUUUGCUUAAGCUGUUUAAUGCUACAACAGGAGUUUGACUAGGGUGUAGAUUUAUGAAUUUUUAAUAUGCUUUGUGUGUAAUACUUUGUGUGGUUAAUUGCCACAGUAUAUAAUAUCUGAAUACUGUUUGUGAUAAGUGAACACCGGAAUAAGUUACAAAAGCUAGAUUUGUGCGUCAUAGCUUUAGAUUUCUUAAAUAGGAUGAUUCUGUGUUCCAGUCGUCGAAGAUGGAAUAUAGGAAUGCCAAACAGCCAAAGAGGCUCAUAUUUACUUUAUUAUUACUAUGGUCAAAUUUAAUGGUUUCAAAUGGUUGUAUUGUUUC